CACACACACACACACACACACACACACACAAUCACUGUGAGCACUUCGUGUCCCUUGUCCCUCUGUCACCUUGUCUUUCAAUCCCUCCCUCCCAGACAGAGGAGGGGAGGUGGAGCGCAGAAACACAAAGGAAGAGGGAGCUAGCAGCUACUACCAUCAAGGUGAAGGAGACGCAGUCAACGAGUGAACGUGAUAUGAACUGACAGGCUCAGAACUGAUUCAAGUACGACCCAGGAAGAGUUGAAAAGAAAAGGAAAACCACAAUAUUUUGACGGCUGUUUUCUUUUGGGAUUUGCGGCCUCAAGGGGAGAUAAUAUUUGUAAGAGCCCCAAUCCUCCUUCCUGUGACACUUCAUCAUGGUGGACCUGUUCAUUGACCGGGUCCUGGUGAAGAACAACAAGGACCAGGAUGAGCUGGACACAGAACGUGAGAUUGUCAUGCGCCUACAGAACCGCAUCCUGAUGCUCUUCUUUGCAUCUGCUGCAUGUGAGAGCUGCCAGCAGUUUGCUCCCACGCUCACAGACUUCUUCAAACGGUUGACAGAUGAAUUCUAUGUGGACCGCUCUGCUCAGCUGGUUCUCCUGUACAUUAGUUUGGACCAGUCAGAGGAACAGCAAGAAAGCUUCCUCAAAGAGCUGCCCAAGAAGUGCCUGUUCCUGGCCUUUGAGGACCCCUACAGGAGGGAGCUGGAGGCCAUGUUUAAUGUGGAGGAGCUGCCCACAGUGGUGGUGCUGCGUCCCGACUGCUCCAUCCUCAUCCCUAACGCAGCGGAGGAGAUACUCUGCCUUGGCCCAGACUGCUACCGCAACUGGCAGGAAGCAGCAGAGCUCAUCGACAGAAACUUCAUGAUCACCGAGGACUUUGAGCAGAAGUCCAUGCAUAGUUUGAGUGACCCUGUGAGACGACUGAAGUACAAGGUGGAGGAUGAGAAGAAGAAAAAGAAGAAGAAAAAGCGCAGAGGGUGGGGUGGAGGCGGAGAUGAAGAUACAGAGGUGGACAAAGACGGAGGAAGGUUACCAUUAUGAUGGAGACCAAGAACAUGAGGACAAGACAGGAUUAGUAAUUAAAAGCUUUGACACAAUGUUUUCUACUGAUGCUGCCAAUGUAACACAGUUUUUUUUAGCCAAACAAAACCCUUUUCACAGCUGAAUGUCAGAAAACUUCUAUUCCUAUUCAAGAAGUAGAAAUGUCAAACUGACCUCACUGUGACUAGAUUUGCUUUUCUAUAUCAGCACUAAGCAACGGCUGUGGUCUUACUGCAAACAGAGCUCUGGUAUGAGUGGGUGUGGAUAUGCCAACAAGCAAUAAAAAGUAAUGUAAAACACUAUCUAAAGGGACUCUGAAUACUGCUAACCAAUGCUGACCUCAGCUCAGAAUUGGCUGUCUUUAAUGUCUUUGAAUGCUGCCAAGUACACAGUCAAGCCAAGGUGAGGUCUGAGCCAAGUAUUGCCAUUAUGGUUUGUCUUAUGACACCCAGGAGAUUAUUCUAACAAUUUCCCCCUUUUUAAAGAAACAGCUCUGUAAUGCAAUGCACUUCUUUUUACAUGAUAAUUUGUAGCAUCCAAUCAAAACCCACCAUGCAUAAUCUGAAAUCAAUGAAUUAUUCAGCACCAUUAAAAUAAUUUUGUUAGUGA
This is a messenger RNA of Siniperca chuatsi (mandarin fish), 1634 nucleotides long. Its product is annotated as nucleoredoxin-like protein 1. The transcript is spliced from 4 exons. Bases 357 to 1025 code for a protein of 222 amino acids. Lineage: Eukaryota; Metazoa; Chordata; Actinopteri; Centrarchiformes; Sinipercidae. The record is from RefSeq and is a predicted model, not a curated record. Gene Ontology annotation, cellular component: mitochondrion. Gene Ontology annotation, biological process: photoreceptor cell maintenance.